Closterium sp. Yama58-4 is the source of this 798-nucleotide messenger RNA. Lineage: Eukaryota; Viridiplantae; Streptophyta; Zygnematophyceae; Desmidiales; Closteriaceae. The record is from the annotation of a GenBank genome assembly.
AUGGCGCAAUUGCUUCUGGCGCGGCUGCUAGACUGGGGAAAUCCUAGAGAUGAUGGAUCGACAUGGUGGUCAGAGAGACACGAUGACGAUGAUUGUGCAGAAUCAUCCUCAGAAGACCUUUAUGACGAUUACAAAGAGCCGCCAGAACUCCCCGAAGAUGUUCUUAUUCAUUGCUUCCAACACCUUCGCUCGUAUCAUGAUAUUGCAAGUGCCGCCAGAGUUUCGAAGUCGUGGCACAGUGCAGCAGUGCAAUUGUGGGGGAAUCGACAGCGCUUGACCUUCGCCAAGUGCCGUAAUCCAGAAUUCGCCCUGCCAUCGAUCAUGCCCAUGGCUUGCGUCGUCACAGAGCUCGACCUGUGUGGUUGCCGAUUGUCAGAUGCAUCACUCGAGGCUGCCAGUAAGGCUACGCCUGUUUGCCAGCUUCAGUCAUUAUCUCUGUGGGGUGUGAAGGGCGUCUCUGAUGCUGGCAUCUGCCGUCUGGUGGUGAAGUGCAAGGGGCUCAAGCAUCUAAACUUGGGAGGAACCUGUGUCACCUCAUCUUCAAUCUUCAACAUCGCCCGUUCAUGCCCAUCACUGGAGAUUCUAAAUUUGUGGGGAUGUCGUAAAGUGACGGACAAGGGAGUUCUUGCUGUGGUGGCAGGAUGUAUGCAACUGAGAGAACUCAACUUGUGGGGUGUUCCACUAUCUUUCCAUUGCCUUGCAUUUCUCAUGUCUAGAUGCCCAGAUCUUGAAAUCAAGCCUACACCUGGGGUUAGGACUGGUUUUCCAGCAUAUGGCAUUGUGCGUCAAUCAGCUUGA